Notothenia coriiceps (black rockcod) is the source of this 1161-nucleotide messenger RNA. RefSeq names its product butyrophilin subfamily 3 member A2-like. The transcript has 8 exons. Gene Ontology annotation, molecular function: signaling receptor binding. Lineage: Eukaryota; Metazoa; Chordata; Actinopteri; Perciformes; Nototheniidae. Gene Ontology annotation, biological process: T cell receptor signaling pathway; regulation of cytokine production. The annotation marks the transcript as partial. Gene Ontology annotation, cellular component: external side of plasma membrane. The record is from RefSeq and is a predicted model, not a curated record.
CCAUUUCUGGACUUUGACUGUUACUAGAGCUGCAGGAUGCUUCUCCAGACUGACAGACUGUCCUCUCAGUUUCCACCCAGACCUCUCAGUGUUUUGGUUUUCCAUCUGCUCCUCACACACUCCUGUAGAGGUCAGUCUCAGUUAAUGGGUCCUCCUCAGCCUAUAGUGGCAACACUUGGACAUGAUGUGAUUUUGCCGUGUCACCUGGAGCCUGAGAUGGAUGUUACUGCAGACACGUUGGAGUGGACGAGAUCCGACUUAAACCCAAUAUUUGUCAACGUGUUGCGUGCUGGUCAGGACCUCCAAAACACCAGAAAUCCUUCCUACAAAGGGAGAACCUCGCUGUUCAGAGAUCAGCUGAAGCAUGGAAACAUUUCACUGAAACUCUCCAAAGUACAACUCUCUGAUCUGGGAACGUAUACAUGUGAUAUUCCUCUAAACUUUAAACAUUCGUUUGUUAAGCUAGUUUUAGCUUCAGGUCCUUCCUCUCCACCUGUCAUCAGUUUAUCAGGGCUGGACGGUCAGAGCGGAGGAGUGGUGCUGCAGUGUGAGUCUGCAGGCUGGUAUCCGGAGCCUGAGGUGUUGUGGCUGGACGCUGAGGGAAAGCUCCUCUCUGCUGGACCUCCAGAGACAGUCAGAGGUCCUGAUGACCUCUAUACUGUCAGCAGCAGAGUGACUUUGGAGAAGAGACACAGCAGCAGCUUCACCUGCAGAGUCCAGCACCACAACACCAACCACACCACACAGACACUCUUCCAGGUUCCAGACGCUUUCUUCAUAGUCCCUUCCAGCUGUUCUGCUUCUUUUGCUGUUAACGGUUUGUUUGGAUUCAUGUUAGUGAUCGCUGCUGUCCUUUUUUUCUGGAAAUGGAGACAAACCAAGAGAGGGACAGAGAGAAACAAUAUGGAUGAAGUUGAUAAAAAAGAAAAUAACUUCUCUAAAGAUGAAGACGAAGAAAUAGUACAUCUGAAGAAGAAAUCAAAGCAGCAGCUGCUUGAGGAAGCUGAGAAAAAAGUCCAGACUCUGAAAAAGGAGCCGAAGGCCAAUAAUAGAAAGGUUGAAUCUAAAGAGUCUGAGCUGCAGGGUCUCCAUGCAGAGAAACAGAGGAACAAGAAGGAGCUGCAGAGCCUGAAGGGAGAUCUGAAGAAAAAGAACAGAGAG